GUGAUCAGACAACGAUUGGAAACUACUCUACGAUAAAUGCAAAAUGUGUGAAUUUAAAUUUGGCGCUCAUUUUUAUGUCAAACGAAGCAACGUAACCUCAAAAAAAUCAUCUCUAGAAUUAUCUUUACUACAAAACAAUUAUUUAAAUUGUCUUUAUACAUGUUGCGUGUGUAGUUUAAUCAAUGAAAACACUAAUUCCCCACAAGUGAGCCACCAUGUCAUCACAAAAUUUGGAUUUCCACAACAAAAUAGCGAAACUUUGCAUUGAACAUUUCGACUCCUUGCCAAAAACAGGAAAGCCCAAAGAAAAUGAAUGGACGAUAUUGUCUUGUAUUGUCUUAGAAGACAGCGAAAAGUACGAAGUAGUGGCAUUAGGAACGGGAACAAAGUGUAUAGGAAAAGACAAGAUGUCUAGAGAUGGGGACAUUCUUAACGACUCCCAUGCUGAAGUUAUCUGCCGCCGAGCCUUCCUCCGGUUUAUCUACGACACUAUGUUGUCCCAGCCCCAGCACAUGUUUUUGUAUGAACCAGAAAAACAAAUUUUUACUUUAAAACCCAACACAAAAUUUCACUUUUUCUCAACCCACGUUCCAUGUGGGGAUGCUGCGAUUUUCACAAAACAAAAUGUGGAAGAUUUUGGCAAUUUGAUCCAAGUCUCGGUCCAAAAUUCGCUAAAAAGAACAGCUGAAGAAUGUGAUAGUGGUGUUGAACCAAAAAGAAUUAAAUUAACAGACGAUAUUUUUAGAACUGGGGCAAAAUGUUUGAAGGCGGAUGUGAAACAAGACUUGAAAUUGCAAGGGUCUGAGUAUCACGUGACUGGGGUUGUGCGCACUAAACCAGGAAGGGGCUCCCCAACUUUGUCCGUUUCUUGCAGCGAUAAACUGGCAAAGUGGUGUCACUUGGGGCUCCAGGGGGCCUUGUUGGGUCUUCUGUUAAACAAACCUAUUUAUUUUAGUAGUUUUACGAUUGCUGGGGGUACUCCUUUUAAUGAAGAGGCAAUGAGAAGGGCGCUGUUUGACAGAUUAGGGAGCCCCCUUCUGGAAGAACCUUAUCACAGAAGUGAUGUUACCUUAGGACAGGCCGAUGUCAAAUUUUUGUUUGAAAAAUUUGGUAACAAAAAUCCUUGCCCUUCCAGUAUUAUUUGGUCAAAAGGAUUCACGCAAUGUGAGGUUGCCAUUGAUGGCAGAAGACAAGGAGUGACAAAGAAACACCUAAAAACAGUUGGUGCCCUAAAAAUUUGCAAGUUAAAAUUGUUUGAAACUUUGGUAAAAAUUGUUGACCAAUUUAAAAUCAAAAUAGAAAAUGUUGAUGAUUUAAGUAAGCUAACGUAUCAAGAAGCAAAACUGUGUGCAAAAGAUUAUGGCAGAGCUUGGACUAGUCUUAAAAAGUCAUUCAAAGUUUGGACUACAAAAGAUGACAAUUUGUUACAAUUUCGGAUUAAAUUGUGACUUCAUUUUUUAAUAAAAAUAUAUAUUAGA
Messenger RNA from Tribolium castaneum (red flour beetle), 1478 nucleotides. It is a transcript of the gene Adat1, whose product is annotated as Adenosine deaminase, tRNA-specific 1. Gene Ontology annotation, molecular function: RNA binding; tRNA-specific adenosine deaminase activity. The transcript has 2 exons. The record is from RefSeq and is a predicted model, not a curated record. Gene Ontology annotation, biological process: tRNA processing. Lineage: Eukaryota; Metazoa; Arthropoda; Insecta; Coleoptera; Tenebrionidae. The coding region runs from base 216 to 1448 and encodes 410 amino acids.